GUCCCUUUUCAGCGUCUCUACAAGAGUCUGCACUCUUGGCGAUCGACGCUUGAGAUGCAGCGCUCUGUUCAUCCGUGGGUUCACUCCUGUCCGCUUCCGGGUUUGCGUGCGCUUCGAUGGAUGUGGCAGCUAUGGAGCCCAGGGAAGGUGGCUCUGCUGCUGGCCCUGAACGGGGCUCCGCUGCAGGGUAUUUCGAUUGUGGUCCUGCUAUCGCAGACCUGCUGGACAGUUGGUGGUUUUGGGUCGUCUUGCCUGGAUCCGUGGACUCGGCGGAUGGGCUGCCAGACGAUGAUAGGGCUCGAGACGGUCUUACCGCGCUGCUCGAAGCAGCCCCAAUCGGGCGGCAUGAGCUCUGCUCAUCCGCCGCCUGUUCUUGUAGCUGAUGCGAAAGACAUUGCCUAGCCUCGUUGCCUUGCAAUACCCGCUCGAUGUUGCUGAGCCACGGUCCGGGGCCAUUUAGCGCAGCUUGCACUAAAUUUCUGACUGCCUGGCAGCAUUGUGCUUCGUCCGACUGCAUGUUGAGCUCCGUAC
Messenger RNA from Microdochium trichocladiopsis, 531 nucleotides. RefSeq lists its product as uncharacterized. NCBI's taxonomy places the organism in Eukaryota, Fungi, Ascomycota, Sordariomycetes, Xylariales, Microdochiaceae. The record is from RefSeq and is a predicted model, not a curated record. Bases 55 to 402 code for a protein of 115 amino acids. The transcript is spliced from 2 exons.